This is a messenger RNA of Colletotrichum abscissum, 735 nucleotides long. Its product is annotated as ATP synthase subunit 4. Bases 1 to 735 code for a protein of 244 amino acids. Lineage: Eukaryota; Fungi; Ascomycota; Sordariomycetes; Glomerellales; Glomerellaceae. The record is from RefSeq and is a predicted model, not a curated record. Gene Ontology annotation, biological process: proton motive force-driven ATP synthesis. The transcript has 4 exons. Gene Ontology annotation, molecular function: proton-transporting ATP synthase activity, rotational mechanism.
AUGGCGUCCCGCUUGGCUCGAAGCGCUGUCGGCGCGAACCUCCUCAGGCCGACCCUGGCCCGCCGCACUCUGCCCGCCAUCUCGGCCUCGAUCGCCGGUGCCCGCAACGCCUCCAACGUUCCCGCCGAGGACCCCAAGAAGAAGGCCCAGUCCAUCGUCGACGCCCUCCCCGGCAACUCGCUCCUCUCCAAGACCGCCAUCCUCUCCUCGUCCGCCGCCCUCAGCGUCUACGCCAUCAGCAACGAGUACUAUGUCGUCAACGAGGAGACCGUCGUCGCCUUCUGCCUGCUCGCCGUCUGGGGCGGUCUGAUCAAGUACGGAGGCCCGAUGUACAGCGAGUGGGCUCAGGGCCAGGCCGACAAGAUCAAGGGCAUCCUCAACUCCGCCCGUGCCGACCACACCCAGGCCGUCAAGGGACGCAUCGAGGACGUCCAGCAGAUGUCCGGUGUCGUUGACAUUACCAAGUCCCUUUUCGCCGUUUCCAAGGAGACUGCUCAGCUUGAGGCUCAGGCCUACGAGCACCAGCAGAAGACCGCCCUGGCCGCCGAGGCCAAGGCCGUCCUCGACUCCUGGGUCCGCUACGAGGGCCAGGUCAAGGCUCGCCAGCAGAAGGAGCUCGCCGAGACCAUCAUCGCCAAGGUCACCAAGGAGCUCGAGAACCCCAAGGUCCUCCAGCAGAUCCUCCAGCAGAGCAUUGCUGAUGUCGAGAAGAUCGUCUCCUCCAAGGCCCAAUAG